Messenger RNA from Rhinolophus ferrumequinum (greater horseshoe bat), 9130 nucleotides. It is a transcript of the gene CBX5, whose product is annotated as chromobox 5. The coding region runs from base 258 to 830 and encodes 190 amino acids. Gene Ontology annotation, molecular function: chromatin binding. Lineage: Eukaryota; Metazoa; Chordata; Mammalia; Chiroptera; Rhinolophidae. The transcript is spliced from 5 exons. Gene Ontology annotation, cellular component: pericentric heterochromatin; nucleus. Gene Ontology annotation, biological process: chromatin organization; negative regulation of transcription by RNA polymerase II. The record is from RefSeq and is a predicted model, not a curated record.
CUUCUCCCUUUGGGGCGCUUCUUCUGCAUGAAGGUAUAAAGGGAGAUUUUCCUCUUUUCUCCCUCAAACUGAAGAACACAUAUGUAAAUCCUUGUUUUUUCCUCGUUGAGGCAGGGGAGGCCAUAGUCACAAUGUUUAACUGCAUGCAUCUAACCCAGGGCUGGUUUUAACCCCAGCGCUCUGACCUAAACGGCUCAGCUCCCGGAAAUUCCAAGGAACCCAGUGGCCUUAGUCCUUCAGGUGGAACAGCGUGCGACAUGGGAAAGAAAACCAAGCGGACAGCUGACAGUUCUUCAGAGGAUGAGGAGGAGUACGUCGUGGAGAAGGUGCUAGAUAGGCGUGUGGUUAAGGGGCAAGUGGAAUAUCUACUGAAGUGGAAAGGCUUUUCUGAGGAGCACAAUACUUGGGAACCUGAGAAAAAUUUGGAUUGCCCUGAGCUAAUUUCUGAGUUCAUGAAAAAGUAUAAGAAGAUGAAGGAGGGUGAAAAUAACAAACCCAGAGAGAAGUCAGAAAGUAACAAGAGGAAAUCCAGUUUCUCAAACAGUGCUGAUGAUAUCAAAUCCAAAAAAAAGAGAGAGCAGAGCAAUGAUAUCGCUCGGGGCUUUGAGAGAGGACUGGAACCAGAAAAGAUCAUUGGGGCGACAGAUUCCUGUGGCGAUUUAAUGUUCCUAAUGAAAUGGAAAGACACAGAUGAAGCAGACCUGGUUCUUGCAAAAGAAGCUAAUGUAAAAUGUCCACAGAUUGUGAUAGCAUUUUAUGAAGAGAGACUGACGUGGCACGCAUAUCCUGAGGAUGCGGAAAACAAAGAGAAAGAAACAGCAAAGAGCUAAAGGAGGGGGUGGUCUCUGUCAUUUCUCUUUGUACAUAAUACAUUCACCUCCCUGCUUCCUGUCCCUUCUCCCCACCCCCUUCUAUCCUAAACACAUCCAUAAAAAAUGUGCUUAUCACUGUGCUCCACAGGAGAAAUGUUGGUAUUGGUUCUCUUGUAACAUAACUGAUGGUCUGAUUCAUGAUAAGUGUCUCUCUGUGAAGACCAGGCAUUUACAUACUGUGUGUAAUUCUCAUCAUUUUUUCCUUUGCCCUGAUCUCUUCUUUCUGCUCCCCUGUGACCUCAAGAUGAAUUUUACCUUUUUAAUCACCUUAGAGUCUUGAUCUUUUCAGGGUUGGUCACUUUUUAGAUUGGGGGAUUUUGUUACAGUGAUGAUGAAUUUUGGUUCUUAGAACAUGUUGAUGAUCAGCUAGCCUUUGUUUUGAGAUGUUGGGAUGGAAAAGACGUUGCCCAUCUUUUUAAAAAGCCAAUAGCAACUGCCUACCUGUUGGGGCUUUCCCAGCGUCAUUCAGCUCUACCCAGGAGAAUACAGGGUCCCUGGUGUGGUCUUCUGGGCCACCCUCUGUUGUUCAUCCUCACCCAUCCUCCCAGAAUAGCUCCAUCCAUUGGAGGACUUGAAAUUUUACAUUCAGAUUUGUUAAGGCACUCCUUUCAGCCCCAGAACUUUUGGCCUUGUUUCUUAGCAAUCCCUGAUUCUGCUUCUGCAAGGUGGUGUAGUCUGUCAUAAAAUGACAGGAUUAUUAACUGUGGAGAUGUUUAGCUAUUAGUACAUGAGGAUGAUGGGGUAGGGUACAGUUGUCUUUAUUAUCACACGUGGUAUAUAUGUAUUAUUUCCUUCCAUCCCUCACAUUUGGACUAUAUAUUUAUGUAGGUGUGAGUGACUGCCUGGUGCUUGCUUGUGCCAAGGUGCUAGGCACCCUCCAACCCUGCCAACUUUUGUGGCCUCCCAAAGCAUUCCUGUUAACCAAAGAGGCUUCAAACCUGACCCUCACUUCUCAGUGGACCCAAGUUUCCUCUCCAUGACAUUAUUUUCAGUGGGGAAUUCUUAGAGGGGAACCAUUGGCCACAAUAACAAUUUUAAAUAUUCAUAGCAUUUAUAGUUAUAAAUUUCCUGCUUUGUUGACUCCUGGAUUUGCCAAGAGUCCCCAAAGUAUCAAUGUUCUUCCUUUUUCCACCCUCAAACUCUGAGUUCUAUCUUCUUUUUAAGAAUGCAUUUCCAUGGAAGACUAUCACCUCAGAGUGACAGGCUCUGGUAUUAGCAUGUUGACAUAACCUUCUCUCCCAACUCAGCAAAGUAUUUCCCUUUUGGCUUUGUCCUGUUUUGCCAUUAUAUUGAGAGUUUAUUUUUCUGAUCAUAACCUUCUGCCUUUAGCUACCACGAGAUGCCCUAUUUCUCUUUACCCUUUUUUUUUUUUUUUUUAGUUGAGGGAGGGCUGGAGAAUCAAGACUAAAAGUAAGGAAAUAGCAGGGUUUUGAGCAUCCUUGUUCCAGCCCAAAAGCUGAGGAAAUAAGAAUAAAUGCUUGAAAUAGCCUUAACUCUAGUGUUCACCAGCCACUGAGGUUUUUCUUGCUUUGGUUUUUAAAACAUAGCUGUCUGGCAAGGAGCAUUCAACCAUUUCUGGAUUAUUCAGAGUAACGAGGGGAAUGGAUAGAUUGCUCUAGUCCACAGAUGAGCCGAAUAAUAUGCAAAUCAUAUACCCAUUCAUAGCAUUUGUUAACAUUGCUUCCCUGCUCAGCUGCUGAUUGAAUUCUGUGUGCUCGUAUAAAUUAUGUCAAAAAUUAUACUGCACAGUUGAGAAGACAGCUAUUGAUGCAGUGACCUGACAGACGGGAACAAUGAAGAUUUGGGUUUAAGUCAUCCAGGAAAAUCCUUCUGAACGGUAAAGUGAUUAGGUAAGAACGCGUAACCCAUACCUCAAGUGGAUGGGAGGUUUAUCUCCAUCUUCCUUUACUCUCUGAAGGAAUGAAAGGCCUAGAUCAAGUGCUAGGUACCAGUACUUAUCUAAAAGAAAGGAUGGUCAGGAAAUAGUUGUCAUACAGGUAACCAAGAAUAUUAAUUAGGGUAGACGAGGAUAGGACAGAAGUAGGCUAGUGCCCCCCUGAGGAGGUGAUCUGGGUCUCAAUUUGCAGGUGGAGAAAAUGACAGCUUAUCCAUGUAGCCAAAGUGUGUCUUCCAGGAGCAGUGAGCAUAUAAAUUAACAGUGACCAUAUUUUUACCAAAAUCUAGCAUAUGGACAAAACGGUUAUUUUGUACUGAGACUGAUGCUGAGAAAUGUGGGACGUGUGGUAAUAGGUAAUAUUUAAGACAGUCAUCAGAAUCUGAUUUUCUGUUAGCACAAUAACCCCAGUAUUAUCUAUUCAUCACCUCUUUAAUACAUUACUCUUCACUCCAUUCAUCUUUUUCUGUCCACGGUUUGUUGAAUCACGGUCUUGUACUGAGUGCCGCCAAAACAACUUUUGUUCUCUGCCUGCCUAUUCACAGCUGCUUCUGUAGGAAUGUAGGGAGCCCGAGGCCAGUGCAGAUUUCAGCCCUCAGCGGAACGGAAGCCAGAUGCCUGCCUCUGCCUCCGGCAUUUGUUAAUGCUGAGGAGCUGUCCUGGCCCUUGGAGAAUUGCAACCUCAAACAGAAACUUGUUUUCAUGGGGUUUUCUCCUUUCAGAAGACUUAGUAGCCAUGGGCUAAGCACUCUUAAACAUGUAGGUCCCAGGAGCUCAGUGUAUUUUUCGUGUUUAGUCCUUCCAAAACAUUUUUCUAAUGAUGAAUUUCUUUAGUAAUCAGCAUUCACAGAUCUCCCUUGCACAGAAUGUAGUAGAGCCUUUCCUAAAAGAGUCUACCAAGGUCAGUGUAGUUGCUUUUCUGAGCCCUGGGCUGGGCUGAUGCCCUCACAUUAAGAUCAGCUCUUGGGAAUAUCAGCCCUGAUGAAAGCACCCGUUUUUAAACUGGAGAGAGCCAUAGCAUUUUUCUUCCUGCAGUCCAGUUUUUUUUCCUGCUCAAGGGAGCAUUUGGGCCUGUGGUGCUCCUAACACUCAAGUCUAGAUCAGGGGUGUCCAAACUGCGGCCCGCGGGCCAACUGUGGCCCACGAGCCAUUGUUAAUUGGCCCGCAGCAAAUUCCAAAAAUAUAUUUAGUUUACUUAAAUAAACCAGGUGAGGCAAUACUACUUCACCUCGAGUGAGUGGCCCAGGCUGGUUGUGUAUUUUGCCGCAUAUGGCCCUUGGUAAAAAACGUUGGAAAAAGUUUGGACACCCCUGGUGUAGAUAGUCCUUGGCUGACCCCCAGCCAUAUCUAUGUUCCACUUUUUGUUGAAAGUCUGGUCCUGUUCUGUAGCCACCCUGCUGUCCAUUUACCUUAUAUUCAGGUCAUUUCAUAGGGCUUUGGGCAAGGUGCUUGGGAUUUUCAUCUUGUGAUUUUGUUGGAUCUAUGUAUAGGCCAGCUCCCCUAAAGUACAGAGGGAUCUGUGUUUGGGUUGGGGAAUGAUUGUCUUUGCCCUUAGGGUUUGAAUUCAAGGGCCUAAAAUACUACUUUGUAAUAGUAGUAUGAGAACCCCAGGAAGGGUUGUGUAAUUAAAUUUGAAAUGUGGAAAUUGUUUCUCACAAAUUAGGUCAAAGGAAAAGCUUAUUUUGCACCCAUGGCUCCAUCCUUUUGGUUUAGAUUUUGAGAGCACAAAGUAGUAAUGUGAGGUCUGUACCUUUGUAAUCAGGCCACCAAGCAUACAUACUUGUAGCAAGGUGGAGAGAGGAAAGGUCUGGAUCCAGUGUAUUCCAGUUUCACGUUGGCGUUACUGAUCAUCAAAGUUAUGUUUUUAAAAAUACAGAUGUUACCAGCCUGGCACCCAAGAGCACAUGCUCAGAAUUGGGUGCUCCCUCCCAAUUAAUAGUGACCUUGAGUUUGUACUGAGCCGUCCAUAUUUCAGCCACAUUAGUUUUACAUCAUUCAUUCAACAAACAUUUUCUGGCGUGGGGAAUACAAAGUUCAAAAAGAUUCUUACCGGACCUCAAGGAACUCUCAUAAUGGUGUGGGAUAAACUGACUAUGUAAUAGUUUAUUCUGAUCUGGGGGCAGAGACAGACAGCUGGUUGAUACAGUUGGUGGCCUUUAAGAAGGAGGGUAACAUGGUUCAUAUGUGGGAAAGACCUAUGAUCUUGGAGAAACUGAGCUAACUGGCCAUAGAUAGACCACAACAAGGGCCUGUUUUACUCCAGAAAAUAAAGGUAACUGAAGGUUAGUUAGAAAUGCUGCUAUUACUGAGAGAACAGGUGAGUGGGGAUUGAGAACCCCAAAUUUUGGUCCCUAUUUUCUACUCUUUGCCAAAGUAUUUAAUGGUAUAGUUCAUCCUUGCUUGUGAAAAGUAUUAAGUAUGUUGCAGAUUCCGUUAUGUGUUACAUUAUUGUGGGUUCUGUAACAUUUUCCUCAUGGACAUUUUAUCAGUUGCUCACACCUUUUUCAGUUGCUUAUCUCUUUUGGAGGAAUUAACUUAAGGCUGGCUUUUAGCCUAAAACAGGGACAUAUUUUGCAAUGCCAAGAGAUUUGCUAAAAAGGCAUCUUGGGGCACAUCUGUUAACACCUGGGCAUCUACUCUGGGUGGUGUAGUUUUAUUCAACAUUGCCAGAGACUGAUUUCUAAGCAGAGACUUGUGUCAAUUAUGUGGAAACCCUCCCCAAAGUCCACAUACUCUAGAAUUUUGGAUUUAAUCUAGGAUGAGGCCUAGCCCUGUUAAACAGUCUGACUUUAAGAAAUGUCUUAGUUCCCGACCACGAGAAAAGGGUACUUUGCUUGGAUAAUUGAGAGUUGACUAGUUGGAAGUCACAAUUCCCAGGAAUUAGAAUAACUGUCUGGAAAGUUACAGUGUGAAGUUUCUUUGGAUAGCUUCAUAAAAAUUCUAGUUUCUUUUUGCUUGCGCUGGAUUUCUUGAAUUUUAAACUACCUCAUCUUGUCUUUUUUAAAGUUACAUCAACUUGUCAUUGCCACUUUUUAACAUCGUGCUUAACUUGGGCUUUCUAAGAUGGGUUUUUUCUUCCUAUUCAUUGACAGCGUGUUCUGCCUUUUCAUCCCAAUUCUCAUUUCACCUAAUAUCAUCUCAUAGUGUUCCUCUGUCAGAGAAAUGUUUUAAAAAUAGUUUAAAAUCUUUGUUUAUGGGAAGAAAGUGAUCUCCAAAUGCUUUUUGUCUCUAAGAUCAGUAAGAGAAGGAGUUAAAACAAGGUGGUGAGGGAGGGGACAGAACCUGCACUGGAGGCAACUGACAAGGGAAGAGCCGUUAAUUAAGACAAUUUCAAAGUCAACUGAUUGUGAUCAUUAAUGUCACAAUAGAUCAAAACCUAAUUAUCACAGCCUAGGUAAGAGCCAUCAGUAUUAAUCAGAAAAUCUAAUAGGAAACUAUUAUCAAGAAAUUAGGCCAAAUUGAAUGCAGUGAACUUUUUAUCUUGCCGUUCUGUAUUUUUUUGUAUGUGUGGUGUCCCCUGGCGUGGGCAGGUGUGACCCUCACGGCUGAUCCAGGCCCCAGUGGCCAGUUUGUCACACUUUGAGGAAUUCCAAACACAGAUUGAACCUGAACUGUCAUUGCCACUUUAAUCCAUCUUGAACAUUAUCAUCAUUUGGACUUGUUCAGUGUGAUUAGCAAUCAGUGAAAAAAGGUUUAUAUUUAGGUCUUGGAAUGAUUGGUCCUUCCUAGAACUAGAGUUUCCCUGGUGCACACUAUAGCGUGUGUGUUGAUAAAUCAUUCUUUGAGCUUCUGCCGCUCUGGCUACUGGGAGGGGCUAUGGAGGAAAGGGGGGCGGGGGGCUUCCUGCCUGUAGAUUGAGAGACUGGAGAAGAUAGAGUUUAAUCGUGUCACAGCACUUUUAAGGCUCAAGUCAGUGUUUUGCAGUUUCUAGUAGCUUUAGUAUUUGAUUCUAAACCAGGGCUGGCUGUGGAUUUAGUUUUGUCCCACUAGUUUUAGAAUAAAGGUCAUAAUGAUCUCUGUUAGAAUCUACUGUAAAUCCAUAGGAGGGGGGAAAGGUGUUUUUUGUUUUGCCUUUCUUUUGUUAGAGUUAUGCCUCUGGCAGGAGAAAAGAAUAUUACAAGAGUCUUAUGACUAAUAUAGAGAACACUUUACCCCCCUUUCCCUGAAUUGAAAAAUAGGGUCACCAUUUAUAUCCUUAAUCUUGAGCUGUUGAUGAAGAUACUGCAACUCCUGCAGGUGAGUUGAGGCAGAAAGGUUGGGAGAGGCUGGCCUCGGGGGAUUGUGGGCAGAGCCGAGAAGCAGCAGGAGGGUGGUCGUGGCGCUAGGAUUCCUAUGCUCCUAUCUUAGCCUGUAGAGGGUGUUGCUGGUCCUCCCCCGUCAACCUUGCAGCUCAGAGUACUACCGAGACCACUCCUGGGGAAACUAGUUCUUAGCUUCCUGCUUGAAUGUGGUCUUUUUGCUUCAAUCUGGAUUUUAGGAAUUUGGAUUACUUAGUAUAGAACUUUGGGAAAUCAAUGUCACUUAGUCCUUCGCCUUAAUGUUUAAAAUGUAAUUUUAUUUUCGAAACACCCGUUAACACAUGGCUUUCAGAAGCAGUUUGUUUCUCCAAGGUUCCUUGCAUUAUGCUUAAUAAAUAAUAGCCCUCAGUUAAUGCUUGUGGGCUGAUUGAGUUCAUCUUGGUUGUAGAGUGAGAUGUACUCACCAGCUUCCUUUUGCUCCCAAGUGUACUCUAAGAAGUAAAAUGCUCUGGGGAGUGAAACAAUUGAGUGGAUGCUGACUGCCAACCUCUUCAACCGAUUCAUAAUGGCUGACCUUGGGCAAGUCACUCCUUCCAAUGCCUCAGUUCCCCAUCUGUCAAAUGGGGGUAAUAAUACUGACCUACCUCACCGGGGGUGUUGUGAGGCAUUGUAAAUCAAAGUUGAUCGAAUACUUGAGGGUCCUCGAUGGAGGAUGCCUUGAGCCGAAGUCUAGGCCUGACAUAGGCUUUAGUCCUCACUGAGCUGUCCCCAGGUUGGAACUACUUAGUGACCUCGGCACAGUCUGCCCCCCACCCCUCAUCAAAGCUGCUAGUUCAGAUGUUGACAGUGUUUUUGUGAAUGUUGGAACCUUAAUAGUCCAGACUUACUUAGGAUGUUUUGGGGGGAGGCACUUAGUAUUUUCUGUUUCACAUCCACAAAGGGAGGCCGUUUCAGACCCAAGAGCAUUGGAUUAGGAAAUCAUGAGGCAGAGAUGCUACUGCUUGUUUCUCUCUGUAGGUUGGGAAUUAAGAUCCCAUCCCCCAUGGGCUCGGAACAGACUCAGACUGUCUUAGGAGCAAAGCAGACACAGUGGGUUAUAUCAUUGCUUGUCCCUCUCGAAACUGACCCCAGGACAGCUGGGUCGCUCCACCCCUACGUGGUAUCUGUACUGAAGCCUCCACCUCCCUAUAGGAGCCAGCUGGUUCAAUAAACGUAAUCACUUCCAGCCCCCACCAAAAAGCCACAUUGGAAAAUGGUUUUUCUAGAGAUGUAUUUAAUACUCAGAAUUAGGCAUUGAUACUCUUUAAAGCUUCAUCCAAUUCACUGCAUUCAGCAUCUGUCAUUCUUUCUCUGUGUCUACAGUCUGAACCUGGCUUUGACCUUUUUUCAUCUGGUUUAGGAAAACUAUGGACACUGUUUCUAGGUGCCCAGGUGUGGGCUUGAGAACCUUACUCUCCAUCUCAGUUCAGGGGCUCAGCCAGCUCCUCUCCCCGAUAGGGCUUUUUCCUUUCCCUCUCCUUGGCCCUAGACGUAUAACCCAUGAAGAAGCACAAGGUCCUGGCCCCUUGCUGCAGUCACAUUCUGGUUCUCCGUGUUUUGUGGACUCUGCUCCUUUGUUCAUCCGGCACUGGCGGCGGAACCAGGCGGUUCUGUGGAGUUCUGGAGGAUGGAGAGAACAGUCUGACAUCUUGCCAACUAGCCAGGAGUUGACUCGCCCGGCGUUCCCACCCCUUCCCACAAGAGGGGAUCUAAGAAACUCGAGGCUGGGUUUCUCUCAGCACUCUGUACCAUCCUGAGUAGCAAAACAAAUCACACUUUGUAGCCAGAUUUCUGAAUGGAAAAAUUGGAAAUUAAAUUCUCUAUGGACUUUGGUUUAUGGGGGAGUUUUGGUUGUGUUUCUUAGUUUUAUUUCAGCCAAACAUGUCUGCUUUUCAUUUUAAAAUUUUUUAGGAUAAGUGACAUAUAUAUGUUCGUCUUUUAAAUGUAAAUGUUUAAAAGUAGGCAAUUUACGUGUUUCCACAACUGACAUCCGAUGCAGACCUCAUUCUCUCCCCCUCUUCCACCCUCCUCUUUUCCCUCUUUUCAUACUCUUGUAUUGGUUCUAAUAAAUGGUUGCUUUUCAAAUA